Molecule: messenger RNA, 1408 nt
Organism: Amphimedon queenslandica
Lineage: Eukaryota; Metazoa; Porifera; Demospongiae; Haplosclerida; Niphatidae
Product: histone H1, orphon-like
Exons: 2
Coding region: 90-1307 (405 amino acids)
Biological process (GO): nucleosome assembly; negative regulation of DNA recombination; chromosome condensation
Cellular component (GO): nucleus; nucleosome
Molecular function (GO): double-stranded DNA binding; structural constituent of chromatin; nucleosomal DNA binding
Source: RefSeq, a predicted model, not a curated record
GAAUCAAGGAACAGUAGUCCUGCUGUUCAUCGACUUCAAGAGGUACUUUCGUUCUAACUAAGAAGAAAAGAAAAAUAAAGAAAAGAAAGAUGUCUUCCGCUGCUCCAGCAAAGAAACCCAAGGCUCCCGCAAAGCCCAAGGCCCCAGCAGACCACCCCAAAUACGUUGACAUGAUCACCGCUGCAAUCAAAGCUGUGGGAACAGGAAGAAAUGGUGCAAGUCGCCAAAAGAUUGUUAGCUACGUCAAAGCCAACUACAAGGUCUCUGAUGGUGCUGAGGUUCACAUCAAGCAGGCACUAAGGAGAGGUGUUGACAAUAAGGCUUUCAUCCAGAUCAAAGGAACUGGUGCCUCUGGAUCUUUUAAACUUGCAAAGAAGGAGGCAGCUCCUAAAAAGGCAGCUAAGGCAGCACCAGUCAGCAAGAAAGCUAAACCAGCAAAGCCAGCAGCAUCACCAGCUAAGAAACCAGCAGCCAAAUCUCCAAAGAAACCUGCUGCUAAGAAGAGUACUACAACAGCCGCCAAGAAACCAGCAGCAAAGAAGCCUGCUGCAAAGAAAGAGAGCGUAAAGAAAACACCCACAAAGAAACCGGCUGCAAAGAAACCUGCUGUAAAGAAAUCUCCAGCUAAAAAACCAGCAGCAAAGAAGCCCGCAGCAAAGAAACCCGCCAAGAAGAUUUUGCAUUGUUUGUCAGCUGAAGUCCAAGUUUCCAGAGAAAGACCAAGAAAAAUGUCCACUCCACCUCGUCCACCACCAGCACAGAAGAAGAGAGCUACUCCCAAGCGCAAGCCUCGCUCUGCAACUUCUUCUCAUCCUACAUAUGAAGACAUGGUUACAGCUGCCAUCAAGGCUGUUGGUGGCAAAUCUGCUAGUCGUCAGAAAAUAGUCACCUACAUUAAGGCCAACUACAACAUACCAAAAGGAAAAGGAGCUGAUGUUCAAGUCCGGAUGGCAAUCAAGAGAGGACUCAACAAAGGAAAAUUUUUGCAAGCCAAUGGAAAAGGUGCAGCUGGAUCAUUCAAACUCUCCACCAAAGUAUCUGCCAAGAAAUCUCCUGCAAGGAGGAGAAAAGCAAAGCCUGCAAGAAAGACUGCUGGAAAGAGACGUGUUGUAAAAUCUCCAAAACGCAAAGCAGCAAGAAAAUCUCCUGCAAAGCGCACUCCAGUGAAAAAACAGAGGAGCACCAAAAAGAAACCUGCUAGGAAAUCACCAGCUAAAAGGAAGUCUCCUGCAAGGAAAUCUCCUGCAAGGAAAGCUAGGAGACCAGCAGCUAGGAAGGGAGGAAAGAAACGUCAAGCCAAGAAAUAGACUUGUGAACUCUAUUUUUAACAAAACUUUAUGUUCUCUUCCUGUUAUAUAGUAUAUCACUUCAUCUGUUGUAAAAUAAACAUGUAUCACUUAUCAUUAAA